Messenger RNA from Nycticebus coucang (slow loris), 6333 nucleotides. RefSeq names its product high density lipoprotein binding protein (gene HDLBP). Gene Ontology annotation, molecular function: mRNA binding. NCBI's taxonomy places the organism in Eukaryota, Metazoa, Chordata, Mammalia, Primates, Lorisidae. The transcript has 28 exons. Bases 368 to 4174 code for a protein of 1268 amino acids. The record is from RefSeq and is a predicted model, not a curated record. Gene Ontology annotation, cellular component: nucleus; cytoplasm.
GCCAACUCCUUCCUGGCCUGGGGCGGCCCGGCCUUUCUCCCCUCCCCCAAGUGGCCAGCCUCUCAGUGCGCAGGCUCAAACUCGGCGGCGUUAUCCACCUCUGCGCAGGCGCUGUGCCCCUCCCACGGCGGUUGGCCAUAUAGAGGCUGGGGGUGGGGGGAGGUCAAGCGUAGCCUCUUCUCCUUUACCAAGAUGGCGGGUUGUCCCUGUUUCGCCACAGUUCCUACCUUAUGAGCCUGGUUUUCUUACGCUAAUAAGAGUGGAACAGUAAAAGCUGGCAGGCUGACAGGCGGCCUCAGGACGGACCUUCUGGCUACCGACCGUUUUGCUGUGGCUUACCGGAUUACGUGUAGGUGUGAGAUCAGCCAUGAGCUCUGUUGCAGUUUUGACCCAAGAGAGUUUUGCUGAACAUCGAAGUGGGCUGGUUCCGCAACAAAUCAAAGUUGCUACUUUAAACUCGGAAGAGGAGAGCGACCCUCCCACCUACAAAGAUGCCUUCCCUCCACUUCCCGAAAAAGCAGCUGGCCUGGAAAAUGCCCAAGAACCUGUGGGAGCCUGGAGCAACAAGAUCCGGCCCAUCAAGGCUUCUGUCAUCACUCAGGUGUUCCACGUACCCCUGGAGGAGAGAAAAUACAAGGACAUGAACCAAUUUGGAGAAGGAGAACAAGCAAAAAUUUGCCUUGAGAUCAUGCAGAGGACCGGUGCUCACCUGGAGCUAUCUCUGGCCAAAGACCAAGGCCUUUCCAUCAUGGUCUCAGGGAAGCUGGAUGCUGUCAUGAAAGCCCGGAAGGAUAUUGUUGCCAGACUGCAGACACAGGCCUCAGCAACUGUGGCCAUUCCCAAAGAACACCAUCGCUUUGUUAUUGGCAAAAAUGGAGAGAAACUUCAAGACUUGGAGCUAAAAACUGCAACCAAAAUCCAAAUCCCACGCCCAGACGACCCUAGCAAUCAGAUCAAGAUCACAGGCACCAAAGAAGGCAUCGAGAAAGCUCGGCACGAAGUGCUGCUCAUCUCUGCUGAGCAGGAUAAACGUGCUGUGGAGAGGCUAGACGUGGAGAAGGCAUUCCACCCCUUCAUUGCGGGGCCGUAUAAUAGGCUUGUUGGUGAGAUCAUGCAGGAGACAGGCACACGCAUCAACAUCCCCCCUCCCAGCGUCAAUCGAACGGAGAUUGUCUUCACUGGGGAGAAGGAGCAACUGGCACAGGCUGUGGCUCGCAUCAAGAAAAUUUAUGAGGAAAAGAAAAAGAAGACGACAACCAUUGCAGUGGAGGUGAAGAAAUCCCAGCACAAGUAUGUCAUCGGGCCCAAGGGCAAUUCGUUGCAGGAGAUCCUGGAGAGAACUGGAGUUUCUGUUGAGAUCCCACCCUCGGACAGCAUCUCUGAGACGGUGAUACUUCGUGGCGAGCCUGAGAAGUUGGGGCAGGCACUGACUGAAGUAUAUGCCAAGGCCAAUAGCUUCACCGUCUCCUCUGUCACUGCUCCUUCCUGGCUUCACCGUUUCAUCAUUGGCAAGAAAGGGCAGAACCUGGCCAAAAUCACUCAGCAGAUGCCAAAGGUGCACAUUGAGUUCACAGAGGGAGAGGACAGGAUUGCACUGGAGGGCCCCACAGAGGACGUGAAUGUGGCCCAGGAGCAGAUUGAGGCCAUGGUCAAAGAUCUGAUUAACCGGAUGGACUACGUGGAGAUCAACAUCGACCACAAGUUCCACAGACACCUCAUCGGGAAGAGCGGAGCCAACAUAAACAGAAUCAAAGACCAGUACAAGGUGUCUGUGCGCAUCCCUCCUGACAGUGAGAAGAGCAACCUGAUCCGCAUCGAGGGGGACCCGCACGGUGUGCAGCAGGCCAAGCGUGAGCUGCUGGAGCUGGCGUCCCGCAUGGAAAAUGAGCGUACCAAGGAUCUAAUUAUUGAGCAGAGGUUCCACCGCACAAUCAUCGGGCAGAAGGGUGAGCGGAUUCGUGAAAUUCGUGACAAAUUCCCAGAGGUUAUCAUCAACUUUCCAGACCCAGCACAGAAAAGUGAUAUCGUCCAACUCCGAGGGCCCAAGAAUGAGGUGGAAAAAUGUACAAAAUACAUGCAGAAGAUGGUGGCAGAUCUGGUGGAGAAUAGCUAUUCAAUUUCAGUUCCGAUCUUCAAACAGUUUCACAAGAACAUCAUUGGGAAAGGAGGCGCAAACAUUAAAAAGAUUCGUGAGGAAAGCAACACUAAGAUCGACCUUCCAGCAGAGAACAGCAACUCAGAGACCAUCGUUAUCACUGGCAAGCGGGCAAACUGUGAAGCUGCCCGGAGCCGGAUCCUUUCUAUCCAGAAAGACCUGGCCAACAUAGCUGAGGUGGAGGUCUCAAUCCCUGCCAAGCUGCACAACUCCCUCAUCGGCACAAAGGGCCGUCUGAUCCGAUCCAUCAUGGAGGAGUGUGGUGGGGUCCACAUCCACUUUCCUGUGGAAGGGUCAGGAAGCGACACUGUCGUCAUCAGGGGCCCAUCCUCUGAUGUAGAGAAGGCCAAGAAGCAGCUCCUACACCUGGCAGAGGAAAAGCAAACCAAGAGUUUCACCGUGGACAUCCGUGCCAAGCCCGAAUACCACAAAUUCCUCAUUGGCAAAGGGGGUGGCAAAAUCCGCAAGGUGCGCGACAACACUGGAGCCCGCAUCAUAUUCCCAGCAGCCGAGGACAAGGACCAGGACCUGAUCACCAUUGUAGGAAAGGAGGACGCUGUCCGGGAGGCCCAGAAGGAGCUGGAGGCAUUGAUCCAGAACCUGGACAAUGUGGUUGAAGACUACAUGCUGGUGGACCCCAAGCACCACCGCCACUUUGUGAUCCGAAGAGGCCAGGUCUUACGAGAGAUUGCUGAAGAAUACGGUGGGGUGAUGGUCAGCUUCCCGCGCUCUGGCACACAGAGUGACAGAGUCACCCUGAAGGGCGCCAAGGACUGUGUAGAGGCAGCCAAGAGACGCAUUCAGGAGAUCAUCGAGGACCUGGAAGCUCAGGUUACAGUAGAAUGUGCCAUACCCCAGAAAUUCCAUCGGUCUGUCAUGGGCCCCAAAGGUUCCAGAAUCCAGCAGAUUACCCGGGAUUUCAAUGUUCAGAUUAAGUUCCCAGACAGAGAAGAGAACCCAGUUCACAGCAUGGAGCCUGUGGUCCAGGAGAACGGGGACGAAGCUGGUGACGGCAGAGAGGCCAAGGAGGCCGAGCCCGGCUCUCCAAGGAGGUGUGACAUCAUCACCAUCUCUGGCCGGAGAGAGAAGUGUGAGGCUGCCAAGGAGGCCUUGGAGGCUUUGGUUCCUGUUACUAUCGAGGUGGAAGUGCCCUUUGACCUUCACCGAUACAUCAUUGGGCAGAAGGGGAGUGGGAUCCGCAAGAUGAUGGAUGAGUUUGAGGUGAACAUACAUGUCCCCGCACCUGAGCUGCAGUCCGACAUCAUCGCCAUCACGGGCCUCACUGCAAACUUGGACCGUGCCAAGGCAGGGCUGCUAGAGCGAGUGAAGGAACUACAGGCUGAGCAGGAGGACCGGGCUUUAAGGAGUUUUAAGCUGAGUGUCACUGUGGACCCUAAAUAUCAUCCCAAAAUUAUUGGCAGAAAGGGGGCAGUGAUUACCCAAAUCCGCUUGGAACAUGAUGUGAACAUCCAGUUUCCUGAUAAGGACGAUAGCAGUCAGCCUCAGGACCAAAUCACCAUCACAGGAUACGAGAAGAACACAGAAGCUGCCCGGGACGCUAUACUGAGAAUUGUGGGUGAACUUGAACAGAUGGUUUCUGAGGACGUCCCGCUGGACCACCGUGUCCAUGCCCGCAUCAUUGGUGCCCGCGGCAAAGCCAUUCGCAAAAUCAUGGAUGAAUUCAAGGUGGACAUUCGCUUCCCACAGAGUGGGGCCCCAGACCCCAACUGCGUCAGUGUGACGGGGCUCCCCGAGAAUGUGGAGGAGGCCAUAGACCACAUCCUCAACCUGGAGGAGGAAUACCUGGCCGACGUGGUGGAUAGUGAGGUGCUUCAGGUUUAUGCAAAGCCCCCAGCGCACGAGGAGUCUAAGGCACCGUCCAGAGGUUUUGUGGUGCGAGAUGCUCCCUGGACCGCAAACAGCAGUGAGAAGGCUCCAGACAUGAGCAGCUCUGAGGAAUUUCCCAGCUUUGGGGCUCAGGUGGCCCCUAAGACCCUCCCGUGGGGUCCCAAACGAUAAUGAUCAAAAAGCAGAACCUCUCCAGCCUGCUGACCUGAACCCAACUGCACAGUGGUGUGCCUCAUCCAAUCCAGCAGCUGGACGCUCCGUAAAUUGUCGGCACUCUCCCUUUCCCGAGGUCUUGCAGUGAAGCCUGGUGUGGCCAGCUGUGUGCGGCUACUUAUUGGGGCCUGGUCUUCACCCGCUCAGGAUCAGCUCCCUGGCGCGUGGCUCUGGGCCUCCACCGUUUUAACACUAAGCAAAAGUAAUCGAGCAUUUCAUAAUAACACAGACUCCAGCUUCCUGGUCCACCCAGCAUGUCAGCACGCUGACCUUCACCACGAGAGCUCCGCAGUGUGGCUAGGAGUCGACUUCCUGUGUCAUGACCUCAGGAAAUAAAUUUCCUUGACUUUAUAAAAGCCAAAACGUUUCCCUCUUCCUUUCCCACCUCCCUCCUGCCUGUUGUCCAGACUUCCCUUUCCUUAGAGCGUGGUCAGCCCUGCCAGCUGCCGCGCCCAUGCAGCAGACAACAGGGUGGGAGAGGGACCUGGGUCUGGACACAGGCAGGCCAGUGUCCUGGGGCUGGAGGUGAGUGACUCAGUUUCUUAGGUGGUCCUGACUCCACUUGCUUGGGGGUCUGAAAGCACUACAUGUCCCUCAGCCCCACUGCCAUACCCACAGCCCGGGACUGGUCAUCGCAGCCUGGGGUGAGGUCAUACAGGGUGUGCGUACCACCUGGGUUCCCUGUGAUGUCAACGUGUCUUGUCACCUAAGACCAGCAGGAGGUGAGGGACCGACUUUUUCCUCAGGCAAUUGCCUUUGGGUGAUAGCUCAGCUUGUUUGCACCGCCUGCAGGCCCUGAUGCCUGUCCCAGACCCCACGUGUCCACUGCUUUCUUUCUACCUCAGCCAGUGCGGUGGUGGUCUCGGGUGUGAUGAGUGCCACCCCCACACUUGUCUCUCACUUAAUUUCUGGUGGUUGUGGGUUUGCUGUGGAGCCGUGUGCCUGAGCUCCACCUCCUGAGCCAUAGGUGGGUCUGUGGGGUGACCUAGAGUGCAAGUGCAGGUUCCUGCCCCAGGGGACAGGUCAGGCUGUCAGCCUCGAGAGCUGGGCUGCAUCGUCUUGGGGUAGAGUCUGGACCAAGAGGGGGAGGCAUUGUGAGCCCUGAACAGCCGGGUGCUGAGGGCACUCUGCUCCCCACCUAGGGACACAGCAAGACAUCCUAACUGCCAGUCUUAGUGGGUAAGGUGUCCCCCCAAACCCCUGGCAUGGCUGAACAAGAAAGGAUCGUGUCAUAGGUCUCUGAGUCAUCUGGUCUUCCCAGCCCUACCUCUGUCCCCCACAGAGAUGACAGGGCCUCUAGUGAAUUCCCUGCCUGGGUACUUGAGUUCCUAGAAAGCUGACUUGCCCUUCUCACAGCCCUCCCCUGGAGGCUGUCUCUCUGUCUGGACGCCUGCCCCAGAGUUUGCUACUCUGUCUAAUGACUCAAGUUCAGCCAUCUUCAGCCUCUGGGGCUCUGGCACAAAUCCAGGCUUGCUCAGAACACGUCUGAACUCCCUUCUAGGUGAGUCCCCAUCCACUCAAGUGGUGAGGGUAGGAGAGGAAGCAGGGAUGGCAGUGUUCCCUUCAGUGUUCUGGGCUCGGUGUGGGAAGAAGGGGAGAAAGUGCUUGUUUGCCUUUCUGUCCCUGGGGAGCUUUAGAGGAGAGGAUACCCUUCCCUCCAUCCUAUUUCUCCACCUCCCACUUGUGUCCAUUUGACACCCUCCUCUGUCUUUCCCACAGUGUCCUCCAGAAAUGUCAGGCCCCUGCCUCCCCACCCUGAAAAGGGCAGAUUUUAAAUUCUCAACAUAUUUUUGCACAUGUCCGUGUAAUGCUGAAUAUCUUAGGUGCAUCUCUUCCUUCCUCUGUUCAAGGGUCUUUUUUUUUUUUAAAGAUUAUGAAAUGACUGUACCCGGGCCCCUCUUCCCUAAAGCCUCUGAUGCUGUCAGGAGAGCCCUGGGCAUGGCGAGUGGGUCCCUCCCUCUUGUACAAUGUCUUCCGUAGCGAAUGUUUCCACAGCUACAAUCCAUCCCUUGGCCUUAACUUCGAAAUUUGAAGAUUAUAUGCAAACAUGUGUAAAGGCUCAUGAAUACGGAUGACACUGGAAUUUUAUAAAUUCUAAAAUAAAACCCAAAACCAGA